AUGGCAACAGCACGGGGUUCUCGACUCGUUCGCGCGCGGCUCUACUCCAACGUCCACCCCGCCUCGCCCGAGCUCUUGCCCAAGCUGGCGCCCACUCUCCUCUCUGUAUUCGGCCGCCGCAACAAGUCGCGCUCGUCGUCCCCGGCACCGCCAGCCGCGGCAGCAGCGAGCGCGAGCGGCGAUGGCAAACACCGGAAGAAGGGCAAAGACAAGUCGGACGACGCCGCCGCCAAUGGCACCGAACUCGAUCACACAGACACCCCGCAGAGCAGCCUGUCCAGAGCGACCGCCGCCCAGGCCGCCGACUCGGUCAACGGCAGCGCGACCGGCCACGACCCGGCCGCUGACGGCCCGGCGAACGGCGACGGCCAGCAUCCACAUCCCGCCAAUGGACGACCUCCCGGAGGACCGCUGCCGGCCAUUGGGACAGAGACAGUCGCAGGACACCCGACCCCGCGCUCGCCGCCGCCAGUACAGACGUCAUCACAUCCCAAACCUCCGCCUCUCGACAUCCCUGCCGCGACCACCAUCCUCGCCACUUCUGGUUCCUUGACCUCGGGUGGCUCUCUCGGCAGCCAGGGCGGUCCCAUCACUGACUCCCUCGGCUCACCCGGCUCCAACAGUCUCAAGGGCGUCUCUCGGACGUUCGACGUCGACGACAUGAUCCAACGUCUACUCGACGUCGGCUACACCGGCAAGGUCUCAAAGAGCCUCUGCUUGAAGAACGUCGAAAUCGCACAGAUUUGUGCAGCGGCCCGCGAGGUCUUCCUCUCUCAACCCACUCUCAUCGAGCUCUCCCCGCCAGUCAAGAUCGUCGGCGACGUACACGGACAGUACUCGGACCUGAUCCGUCUGUUCGAGAUGUGUGGUUUCCCGCCGUCGGCGAACUACCUCUUCUUAGGAGACUACGUCGACCGCGGCAAGCAGAGCUUGGAAACCAUCCUCCUCUUAUUGUGCUACAAGAUCAAGUACCCCGAGAACUUCUUUCUGCUUCGGGGCAACCACGAGUGCGCCAACGUCACGCGCGUGUACGGCUUUUACGACGAGUGCAAGCGGCGGUGCAACAUCAAGACUUGGAAGUCCUUCAUCGACGUAUUCAACUGUCUCCCUAUUGCCGCCAUCGUGGCUUCGAAGAUCUUCUGUGUGCAUGGUGGUCUCUCACCCUCGCUCCAAACGAUGGAGGACAUCAAAGCGCUACAACGUCCGACGGAUGUGCCAGACUACGGUCUGUUGAAUGACCUCUUGUGGUCAGACCCGUCCGACACCGCAAUCGACUGGGAAGACAACGAGCGAGGGGUGUCGUACUGCUUCGGCAAGGCCGUCAUCAACGAAUUCCUUGUCCGGUACGACAUGGACCUCAUCUGCCGAGCGCACAUGGUCGUCGAAGACGGUUACGAGUUCUGGAACGACAGGACACUCGUCACCGUCUUCUCUGCGCCGAACUAUUGCGGAGAGUUCGAUAACUACGGCGCGUGCAUGAGCGUGUCAGAAGACUUGCUCUGCGCGUUUGAGCUGCUCAAACCGCUCGAUGGACCGGCGUUGCGAAAAGAGAUGACAAAGGCGAAGAGGAAGAGCAUGGCGCACGUCACAUAG
Molecule: messenger RNA, 1593 nt
Organism: Peniophora sp. CBMAI 1063
Lineage: Eukaryota; Fungi; Basidiomycota; Agaricomycetes; Russulales; Peniophoraceae
Source: the annotation of a GenBank genome assembly